GCCGCGAGAGCGACGCACGUGUCAGCAGCAUCAUCAUCAGCUGCUGCCGCUGCCGCCACUGUACGAGUGUGGUUAUCAAAGUGCACCUAGCCUGGCACACAGGCGAACGGCGGGUGUUGGGGGUUGCCGCCCUUACACGUGGGUUGUCCCUCGACGCGCACAGUGAAGCCUUGGUGCGACAAGAUCUCCCUGCCAGCAGAGAAUGAGCCCCGAGCCAUGAGAACCAAGUCCUCUGCAGCAGCAGCAUCAGCAUCAAGCCUCUCUUGAACCUCUGGCUCGGAGCCCUUUGCUCAAGAUGUCUGUGUACCCGGCUCGGCAGCCCGAGAUCAUCCGUGCGGCACAAAAGGACGAGUUUUACAGCAACGUGAUCAAGGGUGGCUUGGCGGAUGUCUUUCAGCUGCUCGUGGGAGCACGCAAAUGGUUACAGUGGAGGCGAGAGCUGGAGCUUUUGGCUGACGUCACAUACCUCAGUCUGACAACGCUUUCAGGCUUCCAGACGCUGGGCGAGGAGUACGUGAACGCGGUGCAGGUGGACUCGAGCGGCCGGCGUGUCCCCUCGACGUCGAGGCGUGUGCUCUACGCGCUCCUGCACACCGCGCUGCCGUACCUGCUGGAGCGGGGGCUGGUGCGGCUGGAGCACGCCAUCCAGCAAGCCGAGAACAAUGCACAGCUACAGCAGAGGGGCGAGCAUCCACUCUCUCAUGGAUCCUCAACCUACUCCCUCGACGACGAGAGCCACCUCCUCGCUGCCAGCAACAACGAGUCGUCGUCGGGAGCGCACAGACGCACGCUGCUUUGGCUGUGGCGCGUGCUGAGAAACGCCGGGCAUCGCCUGCAGGCACCGCUGGGAGAAAUAGCAUUGUGGAUACAGAGCAGGCUGGCGGAAGUGCAGGACAAACAGAGGCUGCUGCAUGUCGUGCAGGCGACGAGACAGGCACUCGCGUUCCUGCACCGCCUGCACAUGUCCCUGUUCUACAUCCGCGGUGUCUUCUACCACCUGGCAAAGAGGGUCGCGGGCAUACAAUAUGUGCUGGUGAGAGGCUUCCCGCAGGAAGAUGCGAGCAUGCGCACCGCCUACCGUGUGCUGGGCGCCCUGUCGCUCGUGCAGCUCGCCUGCACGCUGGCGCUGUGCGCCCGUCGCGCCGUCACGAGGGCCCGACCGCGCCGCGACGGGGAGAUCCAGCGUGUAGCGCCGUCCUCCCCAUACGGCGGCGCUCGCGGCGAGGGAGCGUGGGGGAGCAGCAGCAGGUGUUCGCUGUGCCUGGAGCCGAGCCGGCACGCCACCGCCACGCCGUGCGGACACCUCUUCUGCUGGGCCUGCAUCACCGAGUGGGCCGGCACCAAGGCGGAGUGUCCACUGUGCCGAGAAAAGUUUCAGCCCCACCGUCUCAUUUACUUGCGGAACUACAGAUGAAAUUUGAUCAUUUAGAAGCCCUGCACCCUCACUGCUCCUCGUGUCAAAUUGUUCUUUCCGAAUGAGGAACGGCCACUGACUUUGUUCCUGGUCGCCAGUACUUCAAAUGUGAGGAUGGAACUGGAAAUUGUGUCAAUUCUAUUGGAGUUUGUUAAUGAUUAUUAAUUCGUUGACAAGCAUGUAAUUCAUAUGUUUGGCAUGUACAUUUGUGUAAUUAUUUAAUUAAAUGUCCCGGCUUA
Lethenteron reissneri (Far Eastern brook lamprey) is the source of this 1653-nucleotide messenger RNA. It is a transcript of the gene PEX10, whose product is annotated as peroxisomal biogenesis factor 10. Gene Ontology annotation, biological process: protein import into peroxisome matrix. Lineage: Eukaryota; Metazoa; Chordata; Hyperoartia; Petromyzontiformes; Petromyzontidae. Gene Ontology annotation, cellular component: peroxisomal membrane. Gene Ontology annotation, molecular function: zinc ion binding. The record is from RefSeq and is a predicted model, not a curated record.